AUGUUUAAAAAGAUCCAUUCCAUAUUUCAUCCAAACUCCCACCGAAAAAAUGCAACAGAUGACAUUCCUUACUGGGACGGCACAGGUUCUGCUGUCAGAUUGAUCCGCAGCACUUCUAUGUAUGUCCUCGGAGAUGAGCAGGAAAAAGUUAGUGAACCAUUAAAAAAAAGCAAAAGUACAAACAGCAUUGACUCCUGCAGCCAGUCAAAAGAGGAAGACAGGGAGUGGAUGUACUCUAAGACUCAGGACUGCUUGAAGUACUUACAGGACUUGUUAGCCUUGAGGAAAAAAUAUCUCGAUAACAUUAAUAAGUUGAAAUCUAUGCAUAUGACUGCAGAUUCCCCAACAUCCACAAAAUCAUCCAAAUCUGGAAAGAAGUCAUUUCUUCCACUUCCCUCCAAAGACUUUUCUAAGACAUCUAUGGACAGAAGAAAAGUCUCACAGCCCAGUUCAGAUGUAAGAGAAGCGAUCGCGUUCUUUGACUCAAUUAUUGCAGAUCUGGAUUCAGAGAGAUGCCGGAGAGCUCCAGACACAGACCUGCUGAAUGCGGAUGUUGAUUUUGCAGUGGCUACCAGCACAAGUGAACACAGUUUACAUUCAAACUGGAUCCUUCGUGCUCCUCGCAGAUACUCAGAAGAUGCUGCCCAAACAGCAAAGGCUGCAAACCAGUCACAAAAAAACAGCCAACGAAGAACCACUGGCUCUAGAAAGAGGUUGGAAAGGCAUCCCAUGUACUUGCCCAAAGCUGUGGAAGGAGCAUAUAACACAUUAAAAUUUAAGCCCAAAACACGAAAGAAAGAACACUGAAAGAACAUUCCAUCUUCAGCUGAAGACAGAGCAUUUGAAACAGGGCAUGGAAGACUUGAUGCUCUUUCUUUUUUUACUCCCAGACCAUCUUUUUCACUCUAGAAGUAACAUGUGCACUCACUGAAGAUUCCUCAUUUUGUAUACACUUCAAGCCAUGGCAAUUCCAACACUGGACUCACAUGAGGAUUUAAUUCAUCGAGUUCAUCGUGCCUAACAAUACUGCUUUGUUAUUUGGCAUUGGGGAGGAACUCCCAACUUGACCAGCCUUCUUAUAGUGCUGUUAUUGAAAGCAAUGAUUCAGAAAUUAUCUGGUGUGGUAAAUUAUCUUCUGACUCCAAUACAGCAAGACAGUGCAGCUGAUACGCUAUGAGCUUUUGCACCAGUGUUUCCUACUUCAGAGCUGAGAAGCAGAGUUUUCUGUUUUUGUAUGUGAAAAUUUUGUCUGUGCCAUUGUUGACUCUGUGGUCUGAGAGCAUACAGCAGCACAGAGAUUCAAGAAAGCUGUGGUACAAGCAGAAUAGGUUGUAGUGAAGGCAUCAGCAUCAGAUACCUACUGCUGC
Molecule: messenger RNA, 1367 nt
Organism: Coturnix japonica (Japanese quail)
Lineage: Eukaryota; Metazoa; Chordata; Aves; Galliformes; Phasianidae
Gene: C1H13orf42
Product: chromosome 1 C13orf42 homolog
Source: RefSeq, a predicted model, not a curated record